GGGAACUUUUUGAACGUAGAACGUAAAGCGUGAUCUUUAGUGGAACUUUAAUGAAGUGUGUUGAUGCUUCUUCACCAGUAGAAAUUUCUGGAAGCUAGCAGUGCAGCUCUGACAGGCGGGGACGCUGUUUUUCACGUUUUUCUGUUCACAUUUUCUGUUCACGUCAACAAAGUGUUUAUCAAAUCCUGCUGAGGAACUAAAGAUUUCUCAACACAGAAUCAAAAUAAGCUUCAACUCUCAGUGACCACAAACUGGAUUCCAGUUGCACUGAGACUGAAACUGGUUGAACUGGUUGAACUGGUUUCCAGUGGCUCAGCUCUGGUCUGAGGAGCAGAGCAGGAGGAGACAUUGAGGAAAGGAAACGAGGGAGCGAACAAGGCAGCAGGAAGCAGCAAGCUCAGAGCUUCAGAUUUUCUAAUCCCAGCAGAUUUAAGAGGCAGAAGUUUCCUUCAUGACGGCGGGCGGGGCCGCAGGAGGAGGAGGAGGAGGAGCCUCCUUCACCACGCUCAGCACCAUCGUUGUCCAGGCCGGCCAAUCACAGAUCGUUGUCUCUGUCCUCAAGAGCGGCGCUCAGCUCCACCUGCAGCUGCUUCAGGUCUGUCCAGGACUCUGUGAGAUCGGAUCGAACCAGGAGGAAAACCAGACGCUGAUCCAGGAACAGCAGCAGCUGCUGGCCAAGCUGAAGAAACAUGAGGGUGGAGUUCUGUCUCUGCUGGAGGAGGAGAAGAAGAAGAGCACAGAGGGAGAAGAGGAGAAGAAGAAGAAGGAGGAGCUGUACGCGGCGAUGGCGGCGUCUCUGAGCGAAGGCUGGUUCCUGCUGCUCCGCCUGCUGGAGAGGCGACAGGAAGUCCUGACGCUGGCCGCCGACUUCUACAGCCGGGCGCUGCAGUUUGCUGGCAGUAUUGAUGCAGCAGAGGAGCUGCAGGCUGGAUCUCAGCAGGACAAACUGACUGACCUACAGCUGACAUACAGCUCUGUGAGGAGAGAUCUGCUGCUGAAGUCUCUGCAGGUCCUGAGCAGCAGCGGCAUCCUGCUGCACAAACUCACACAGCUGCAGAGGACCGAGGCCCUCCAGAGGACAGGGGCGGUACUGCAGCACCCGCACACUGCAGGCCAGCAGCAGGAGGAGGAGGAGGAGAGCUCCCAGAGCUCCCAGUCGGGCUGUGUGGGUGCAGAGCGUCUGGAGCGGCUGGUGGAGCUCCUGCAGGACAGGAGGAGGAGAGUGGACCAGGCCCUCAGCCUGCAGCUGGAGCAGCUGGAGAAUGGCAUCAUGGUCCGCCAGUGGGAGGAGCAGAGCAAACAGCUGAAGGUGUGGUUCCAGUCCCGGGCUGAAGUCCAUCUGUCCUCAGACCAGCUGGGCUCCUCUCUGCCUGAAGCCCAGAAGCUGCUCCACCAGCACAGAACGUUCCAGGCUGAGGCCCAGGACUGGACCGGGAAGGUGGACCAGCUGCUGGCCAAAGCCUCUGAACUGCAGCCGGCGCCGGAAAAAGCCCAGGAGCUGCAGCAGCUGCAGGAGCGGCUCUGCAGCAGGAUGAAGCUCCGUGACGCUCAGCUGCAGGACAGCAACGCUUUCUUCUCCUCAGCUGAGCAGGGCUCGGCGGUCUUGGCGGGGGUCCGGUCGCAGGUCGCGGCUCUGAAGCUGCGGAGCAUCAGUUUGUCUGAACUGAGCAGGAAGCAGGAGGAGCUGCAGGCGACGAUCCAGGAGGCGACGACUCCGACGCUGCAGAGCGGACGCAGACUGCUGCAGCACGCCGCCGCCGCUGACAGUGAGCAGGUGGUGGUGGUGCAGAGGAUGAUGGGAAAUAUCCAUGAGCAAGCAGACAGUGUGAGCAGAGAGUGCCACGCCCUCCGAGACCUGACCAAUCAGAGACAGCAGCUGGUGUCAUCAUGCCAAGACCUCAUAGAGAAGGUCUCAUGCUGGCUGAAGUGCAGCAGCAGUGUUUUGGGUAGCAGCACUGAACCAGGACAGCAGCUGUGUGAGGCUGAGGACACUCUGAACACACACCUGCAGCUCCACACACAGGCCGAGGCUGCAGGUCGUGAUGUGGAGAACAUGAAGCAGAUCUUGGAUCAGAUCAGGGCUCUGCAGAACCCCAAGACAGACAACAGCAGCAGAACCAGCAGAACCAGCAGUACAGAACAGACUGACAGAACCAGUACACCAGAACCAGACAGAACCAGUCCACGGCCUCCCAGCAGAACCAGCAGCCUGUCUCCUCUGAAGGCCCUGACCGAGCAGCUGAAGAGAGGCAGCAGGUCCAAUUCACCUGCUGCCGACCAGACCAGCAGAGCCAGUCUGUCUGCUCUGGAUCUAUCCCGUCAGGUCGAUGUGGUUCUGGAGGAACUGCAGAGUCUGAACAAGAAGGUCGAGUCCAACCUGCAGCUGCUGCGCCCGUACGUCACUUUCCUCAGGACGGCAGAGCAGGUGGAGGAGGAGCUCUGCAGCAGGAGAACACAGCAGGGGGAGCAGCAGGAGCAGGAUGGCACCAGUAACAGCAGUGACACCAGCUCCAGUGUCCCAGUGCAGCAGGGCGACGCUGGCUGGCAGGCCACGCUGCAGAUGUUCCUCACCGCCCAGGAGCUGGGAAACAACUGCAUCAACACCGUUACCACGGUGGGUGGGGAGGGGCUGGAUGUGCAGUUCAUGGUGUCGGUGGUCCGGCAGACGUUGGAGCGUCUCAGCAGACGUAAACAGGAAGUAACAAAGCUGCUCAACCAACAGCAGACAGACAGGAAGUACAGGGAGCGACUGAGCAAGACGGAGCAGGAUCUGCGCGGCGUGUCGGAGCUGCUGGCCGCCUGCAGCAGCAUGGAGCUGGGCUGCAGCCUGCAGACCUGCAACCUGCUGGACCGCUUCACCCGGGCCAAGCCACACUUCACCCAACUUGAUGCUGAUGUUGAGUUCCUGCUGAAGAGCCGGGAGCUUCCGACUUCAGGAGUCCAGGAGAGAGAGGAGGACGAAGAUGAGGGAGGAGAGAAUGAGGAGGAAGUGGAGGUGUACGAAAGCAAGGAGAAGGUGAAGGAAGAGAAGAAGAAGAAGAAGAAGGAGGAUAAGGAGGUGUGUGAGGUGCUGAAGCUCCACCAGCAGGUGAAGCAGAAGAUCCAGCAGUGUGAGACGCUGCUCGCUCUGGCCAGCAGCUUCCACCAGAACGCCUCGCAGCUGGAGGCGCUGUUGGGGGCUGAGCCUCUGGGUGCAGCGUCCUGUAGUGAGAUGCUGCAGCUGCGACUGAACCAGCAGAGAGAGAGACAGCAGCUGGUCCAGAGUCUGUUCAGAGAAACCAGCACGCUGGGCCGGGACGUGUGCACCGCCUGUGGUGAGACAGGCUUCAGCGUGGUGCAGCUGCAGCAGCGUCUCGUCUCUCUGGACAGACGCUUCGUGUCCUGGUUGUCUGAGGCCGGGCGACAGGAGGAGAGGCUGCAGGACGAGCUGCUCUGCUGCCUCCUCGCCAACCACAUCAACGAGCUGCGUGACUCCUUCAAGGAGCUGAAGAAACGCUUCAACAACCUGAAGUUUAACUUCCUGAAACGGAACGACAGAACCAGGAACAUGAAGGCCAUCAGGAACCAGCUGCAGCAGAUCCAGGUGUAUGUGGAGAAGCUGCAGGCUUUGAAGAAACGCCUGCAGGGUCUGGCGGCCCGGCUGGGGUCAGAGGUCAAGGACAGGGGCGUUGCCAGGGAGACGGAGAAUGAUCUUAAUGAGCUGCAGAGGCAGAUGGGAGAGUUUGAGCGGAACGUCGACGAACACCGACAGACGCUGGACAUGACCUGCAGGCUGCAGCAAGCCAUGGAGGAGUAUCAGUUCUGGUGUGAGGAGGCCAGUUCCACCAUCGUUCGCGUUGGGACGUUCUCGUCUCAGUGUCGCACCACAGAGGCCGUCUCGGUUCUCUACCGGCAGUUUGAAAAGUUCGUCUGGCCCACAGUUCCUCAGCAGGAGGAGAGGAUCAACCAGAUCACCGAACUCGCCAUCAGACUGCACGGGGCGGAGGAGGGCCGGCGGUACAUCGAGAAGACGGUCAGUAAACACACAGAGGUGGUCGACUCCAUCAGAGAGCUGUGUGACAACCUGGUGAAGCUAGAGGCCAAACUGCAGUUGGAGAGUCUGAAGCAGCAGAGCAGCAAGGAGGAAGAGGAGGAGGAGGAGAAGAAGAACGGACAGAACACCAGAGAGAAGGAGUCACAUGUGGAGAGAGAGAACGAGGAGGAGGAGAGAAAGAAAGACGAGAAGAGAGAGAAGGAGGAGAGCAGGGAGCAGAGAGACAACCGCAGCGCACAGGAGGACAUGUUUGAACUGAAGGAGACGGGACACACCCCUGAACUGACCACUGAGUAUGAUGGGAAGGAAGUGCCUGUUAAGAAGCAAGCAGCAGCCAAUAGGAAGCCUCCACUGUGCAAGAGCCGCAGUCAGGAGGCAGACAGACAGACGGUAGACAGCAGCCACAGUGGGAGGAGCAGCCGAAUGGAGAGAUGCUCGUCCUCCUCUUCCCUGGAGAGGAAGGAGGAGCACCACACCUCCUCCUACUCCUGCUCCCAGACACUGAGACUAUCCUGCUCCCCCGCGGAGACUGACAGGCGUGUCCAUGCAAUUCUCAGCCAAUCACAGCCCAUCGCUGCUCCCAGCGCCACACCCCCACCCUCUGUGGGUGGGGGUGUCCUCAGAUGCUCAGAUGUCCACAAGGAGGAGAAGGAAGCAGGGGAGGAGGAGGCCUCUGCACCACAUCUACAGGAUGCAUCAGCAGGAGGGCUGUCAGAGGCGGAGCUCCAGCAACAGGAAGUGAUGACAGAGGAUUCUCUGUCCAAUGACGAGUACGAGUGCGCGUCACCCGACGACAUCUCCUUGCCGCCGCUGUCGGAGACUCCAGAGUCCAACAUGGUCCAAUCAGACGUUGAGGAAAGCUUCUGUUACAGUUCCCAUAGUGUCCACAUCACCCAGUGCAACCACCACACCCAGUCAGAGCCCAGUGGGACCAGUGCUGGUGCUGGUGCUGGUGCUGGUGCUGGUGCUGGUGUGGUUAGGCGAGAGAGAGCAUCCAGCCAGACAGACAGUCAUCCUUCUCCUACCACCGGCCUUCACAGCAGCACCAGGUUCAGAGCAGAGUCCAGUUCCUUUGUCCAGAGUCCGUUGGCAGUUCCUCCUCUAAGCCUGCUGUCCAACACUCUGUGCAGCGUCCGAAAGACCAAAGUGACAAGCCUAGCUAGCUUCCCACAGGCCCCUGUCCUGUCUCCGGGCCGUCCUGAACCAAACCUGCCCUUUGGUUCCAAACCAGUUCCUCAGAGCAAGACUCCAGGCAGCCGCUCCUACCAGGACAACAGUCUUCCCCGGAGCAUUGUGCCUCAGACAGAGACACCUUCACAAACUGAUAGUGCCCCCGAGGCUGGUGGUCUCCUUCAGAGCCCCAGCCCGCUCCAAGACACUCGGCCACCCGAUCACCCCGAGACCAGCUCCCCUCCUCAGACCUUCACUGGUCCAACCUCUGCUAUCCACCAGGACAGUUUAGUCCCACAAGGCACUGAGUUCCCCAAAUCCAGCACAUUUUCUCAAGACAAAAGCCUUCCUCAGUCCCUCCCUGGCUCUAGCAGUGGCCUUCCUCAAGAUGAAGCUCUCUCCCAAACCAGCGAGGAAACAUCCUCAAUCUCCAAACCCCAAGCUAGUAGCCUUAUCAGCAACAGCAGUAGCAUCAAUCAACAGACUGUUUAUUGUCAGUCCUUCCCCUCCGACAGUUGUUGCACUUUGCAGCAGGCUAGCAACAGUCCCUGUUCAAAAGAAAGGCCCUCUUCCCAGGCUAGCAGAGGCCUCCAUCAGGUUCUCCAAGCCACUGGUCCUCCAGAACCAUACAGCAUCAGCAACAUAAGCAUCUCGAGCAACACCGUCACCAACUGUAAUAGUAUCAGCAGCAGGCAGAGCCAUCAGAAAGUCUGCUACCUGCAUGAGUCCCUGAUCUCCACCCAUACCCAUCAGUGUGUGCAUGACCCCAGCGUGACCCCCAGCCCUGCCCAGACGCCCCAGCCUCAGCCCCAGCCCCAGCCUCAGCCCCAGCCUCAGCCCCAGCCUCAGCCCCAGCCUCAGCCUCAGCCUCAGCCUCAGCCUCAGACCAUGAACCAGACCCAAGCUUCGGCUCAGCAGGCUAACCCGCAUGCUGCCUUCUCCUCUUCCCAUCUACUAACUCCAGACCAGGACCCAGAUGUUUGUCGGCCCAUGGCGAUCCGUGAGGAAAUCAGACUUACUCCUCAAAUCCAGGGGCCUCCUCUGCCUGCUCCUCCUCCUGUGCCUCCCAAGGCCCAGGCUUCUAAACCUGGCCCCCCCUGCUUCACCAGGCCUCUGUCUAGAGCCACCGUCAUGAAAGGUUCUCCAGUGACACUAGAGGUGGAGGUGUCGGGACAACCACAGCCCGCGCUCACCUGGUGGAAGGACGGCGAGCAGCCCACCACCGUCGCCGCAGGCCGAACGCCGCCUGCCAGCCACAACACACAGCCCGUGUCUGUCCCCCCGGACUCAGACUCGGACUCGGACGGUGGGCUGCACGACGCCCAGGCCGCCGCCCUGCAGGACUCGCCGCGCUCUGCCGCCGCCCUGCAGGCCACAGCAGGUCACUGCGGCGGUGACAGGUGGCUGGUGGCUGAAGUUUAUGACAUCAUCAGUCUGGACUGGCACACCUGGUUUGGUACAGUGUGCGUUCUGCUGUGGCUGCUGUACCUGAUCAUCCUCUGAACACACACACACACACACACACACACACACACACACAGAGCACCUGUUGGGCUAAUAACAGCCAGUUUCCCAGGUCUCUGUGUAAGCUCUAUGUAAUCUCUGUGUAAUCUGUGUUAUCAUGUGUCACAGAGUUUGUUCAGAUGUUAAAUGAGGUGAAAAUGAUGUUGAGCCUGUAGUCAGUCUGAGGGAGAUGAUGUGAGUGGAAACGUCCUAUUUUAAUGUUUUUAUCAUAACUUUUUUGUCAUUUCAAAAUCAAGAAAACCAUGGAAAUACAGAUUUUUUAAAUAUAAAUAUUAUUUGGGAAUCAAGUCCUUGUAAAGAUAAUGUCAUAACCUUUACAGUGAUAAAAAUCCAAAUCCAGCCUCACAGAGACAGGGCGAUCAGCUGAUGGCAGACUGGAGAUGCAUCAGCUUUGAACCAGAGGAAGUGAAUCUGAAACCUUUUUUAUUUAAUAGUGAUUCAGUCUGUUCUCACCUGAUUUGUUUCCCACCUGGUCAGGUAAACAGGAAGUGCAGCAGGAAGUAGCUGGCUUUAGUCUUUCCUCACAUCGCUUCACAUCUCUAAUCUGUCCGAGUGCGUCUGUGUGUCACCUUUAGCUGAAUGACAUAUUGAUGAUUAUGGUGAUGAUGAGUGGCUGAUGUUGUUAUUGAUGUCAGGCUGCAGUUUAGAUGUUUGAGUUUUCAGACGGCAUGUAAGCACUUAUCUAACAUCCUUACAGCACCAGAGCAUUUACACAAUCUGUUUCUGUAGAGGAAUAAAAUCACAU
Molecule: messenger RNA, 7472 nt
Organism: Myripristis murdjan (pinecone soldierfish)
Lineage: Eukaryota; Metazoa; Chordata; Actinopteri; Holocentriformes; Holocentridae
Gene: ccdc141
Product: coiled-coil domain containing 141
Exons: 30
Coding region: 452-6706 (2084 amino acids)
Molecular function (GO): protein binding
Source: RefSeq, a predicted model, not a curated record